Dendrobium catenatum is the source of this 1411-nucleotide messenger RNA. Its product is annotated as bifunctional protein FolD 4, chloroplastic. Gene Ontology annotation, cellular component: cytosol. The coding region runs from base 102 to 1160 and encodes 352 amino acids. The transcript has 5 exons. Gene Ontology annotation, biological process: tetrahydrofolate interconversion. Gene Ontology annotation, molecular function: methenyltetrahydrofolate cyclohydrolase activity; methylenetetrahydrofolate dehydrogenase (NADP+) activity. Lineage: Eukaryota; Viridiplantae; Streptophyta; Magnoliopsida; Asparagales; Orchidaceae. The record is from RefSeq and is a predicted model, not a curated record.
UACAAACCAUCUGACCACUGUGUCUGCGUUUUCCCUCCGCUAAAAACCCUCAACCUGGUCAACGUUUUUCCCAGUGCUUCUCUACCGGAAUUCCUACAGUGAUGGCGGCGUCCUCGACGGUAUUCUCAGACUCCUACUCGGCUACGAGUCGCCUUCUUCUUCCCUUUCGCAUCCGCGGCUUCCAUCUACGCCGCACGCUUUUUCUCUCCCCCAAAUCCAACAAACGGAGCUUUGUGAGUUCAUCCGCUUUCGCUUCAGUUGCUAUGACAACCGAGACAUCUUCAAAGUUGCUUGAUGGAAAAUUAAUUGCAAAGAAGAUCAGAGAUGAAAUUGCUGGUGAGAUAGAUGGCAUUAAAGAAUCAACUGGCAUUGUACCUGGAUUGGCAGUUAUUCUAGUAGGUUCGAGAAAAGAUUCCCAAACCUAUGUGCGCAACAAGAAGAAGGCUUGCGAAGAUGUAGGCAUUGCAUCUUAUGAAGCUAAUUUGCCUGAGGAUUGUUCUGAGGAAGAAGUUAUCAAGCAUAUUUCCAAAUUCAACAGCAAUCCUUUAGUUCAUGGCAUCCUCGUACAAUUACCUCUACCUCGGCACAUGAAUGAGGAGAAAAUCUUGAAUGCUGUUAGUAUUGAGAAAGACGUUGAUGGUUUCCAUCCUCUGAAUAUUGGUCGUCUUGCCAUGCAAGGUAGGGAACCUUUGUUUGUUCCAUGUACGCCAAAAGGAUGCAUGGAACUUCUGCACAGGUAUGAAAUUGAAAUCAAGGGUAAGAGAGCUGUUGUUAUAGGAAGAAGCAACAUUGUUGGAAUGCCUGCUGCAUUGUUAUUGCAGCGAGCAAAUGCAACAGUAACAAUUGUACAUUCGUACACUAAAAACCCUGAAGAAAUCACAAAACAAGCUGACAUAGUUAUCUCAGCUGCCGGAGUUGCAAAUCUGGUGAGGGGUAGCUGGCUAAAACCAGGUGCUGUUGUUGUUGAUGUUGGAAUUAAUCCUGUUGAUGAUACAGGAAGUGCUCGAGGAUAUCGACUAGUAGGUGAUGUGUGCUUUGAGGAGGCUUGCAAGGUGGCCUCAGCUAUUACUCCAGUGCCUGGUGGAGUUGGUCCCAUGACUAUUGCCAUGCUUUUAUCCAAUACAUUGAGCUCAGCUAAAAGGCUACAUGAACUAAAAUAAUUUUGAUGAAUUUUUCACAAGUCUUGAUUGUAUGGAUGAUCACUAACUAUUACAUUUUCAAUCCAAAAUCUGAGGGAAUAUGGAAUAAAAUUUUUCUCAUUUCGAUUCAGAGGGAACUGUCGUGAAAGAUGGAGAGAUUAAAGCCUUUAGAGACUUCUUCCAUGUAAUACUGUUUUGGAAAAUUUAUGUAUUAUUUUGUUAAAUUGUAGGAUUAAAGCAUUCUGUUUCUAUGGAAAAUAGUGAGGAUCCAA